CAACCAAAAAAACAAACCCUAAAGGUAUACGACCACAAUUUAAGCAUUAAAUCAUAUUUUUCGGACAAAAAACCUCUGCAAAACCCCUACUCAAAAGCAAGAGCAUCUACUGCUGCUUAAAGCCAACAUGGAUUUAUGACCCAAAACAAACCAAUAAAAAAAAACAACAACAACCCAUGUAUACUAAAUGUAAUAAUUAAAAAAAAAGAAACAACAACAACAAAACAUACAAACAACAAAUUGUAUACGAUUUUUCUAAAACAAAAAACAAAACAAAAAUUUUAAUUUUGAAAAUUUAAAACAUAAAUGUGCCUAAAAUAAGUCAAAAAUAAAAAAAAGAGAAGAAGAGAAAUUCAGAAAAAAGCAAAACGGAAUACAACAACUCCUGCUGCUCCUCCUGCUACACUUAUCAUUUUGCUAAAUGAAGAAAAAAGUGACUAGUGCAUAGUAACUCCAUUGAAACCAAGUUUUUUUUUUUUACAAAAAUCCCCAACCUAACCAUAACUAAAAAAAAAACAAGUGUUAAACUUUUGAGAGCCGCUAUUCCUUACAUCAUCUUCAUCAACCAUCACUACAGCCCGAGCCAGAGAUAAUCCUUAAAAGAAAUCAUCGCGAAAAAAAUUCUACAGCUCAAUUUUUAGUUGAGUGUGUAGAUUUUUUUUAAGUUUUUUACUUUUGUCUAAUUUUUAACAAAAAGUGGCACAAAUCGGGUUGGACAUCGCUCCCAGAGCAUUAAUGGCUCAACCUAGGUAUGAUGAUGGCCUGCAUGGCUAUGGUAUGGAUUCGGGUGCUGCAGCAGCUGCCAUGUAUGAUCCACAUGUUGGUCAUCGGCCGCCUGGAUUACAAGGCCUACCAUCACAUCAUUCACCACACAUGACACAUGCUGCUGCAGCAGCGGCCACAGUUGGCAUGCAUGGCUACCACACAGCCGGUGCGGCUGGUGGCCAUGGAACACCUAGUCAUGUAUCACCGGUUGCUAAUCAUUUAAUGGGUGCAAUACCCGAAGUACAUAAACGUGAUAAGGAUGCUAUAUAUGAACAUCCCCUAUUCCCGCUGUUGGCUCUAAUAUUUGAAAAAUGUGAAUUGGCCACAUGUACGCCCAGAGAACCUGGUGUGCAAGGUGGUGAUGUAUGUUCGUCAGAAUCAUUUAAUGAAGAUAUUGCAAUGUUUAGUAAACAGAUCAGAUCACAAAAACCCUACUACACAGCAGAUCCCGAAGUCGAUUCACUGAUGGUGCAAGCAAUACAAGUACUUCGGUUUCACCUUUUAGAAUUAGAAAAAGUACAUGAACUAUGCGAUAAUUUCUGUCAUCGAUAUAUCUCAUGUUUAAAGGGUAAAAUGCCAAUAGAUUUAGUAAUUGACGAACGGGACACCACCAAACCACCAGAAUUGGGUUCAGCUAAUGGUGAAGGAAGAAGUAAUGCCGAUUCAACAUCACACACCGAUGGAGCUAGUACACCAGACGUUCGGCCUCCUAGUUCAUCUUUAUCAUAUGGUGGAGCCAUGAAUGAAGAUGCUAGAUCGCCGGGCGCUGGUAGUACACCUGGUCCUUUAUCUCAACAACCACCUGUCCUAGAUACAUCAGACCCUGAUGGUAAGUUCUUAUCAUCACUAAAUCCUACAGAACUAACAUAUGAUGGUCGAUGGUGUCGAAGAGAAUGGUCAUCACCUGCCGCCGAUACUAGAAACGCCGAUGCCUCAAGACGGUUAUAUUCCUCAGUCUUCCUGGGUAGUCCCGACAAUUACGGCACAAGUGCAAGUGGCGAUGCCAGCAAUGCCAGUAUAGGUAGUGGUGAGGGCACAGGCGAAGAAGACGAUGAUGCGAAUGGCAAAAAGAACCAAAAGAAACGUGGCAUUUUCCCAAAAGUAGCAACAAAUAUCUUAAGAGCGUGGCUGUUCCAACAUUUAACGCAUCCCUACCCCUCCGAAGAUCAGAAAAAACAAUUGGCACAAGAUACCGGCCUGACGAUAUUACAAGUUAAUAAUUGGUUCAUUAAUGCGAGACGAAGAAUUGUCCAGCCAAUGAUUGAUCAAUCAAACCGUGCAGUCUAUACCCCCCAUGCUGGUCCCUCCGGUUAUGGCCAUGAUCCCAUGGGCUAUAUGAUGGACAGUCAGGCCCAUAUGAUGCACCGCCCUCCUGGUGAUCCUGGAUUCCAUCAAGCCUAUCCCCACUAUCCACAUGCUGAAUACUAUGGACAACAUUUGUAAUCAAGUUUAGCCCAAUAAAUCUCAACAUUAAAAUAUAGGACAAAACUAAAUGAAUACAACAUCAACAACAACAACAAAGGAUUAGGCAUAACCUGUUCCAUAUGAACCCAAACCUUCCUCCAAUCCAAAAUUCUAAGAAAGAAAGUGCAACAUGAGGAAAACUCUUCCCCAUAACCUAACCUCAAAGUUAUAAAAUACUUUAGCCGUUGGAAGAGUUUAUGGAAAAUAUGCACCAAAAAAAAAAAAACAAAAACAAAAA
Messenger RNA from Stomoxys calcitrans (stable fly), 2467 nucleotides. It is a transcript of the gene hth, whose product is annotated as homeobox protein homothorax. The record is from RefSeq and is a predicted model, not a curated record. Bases 736 to 2208 code for a protein of 490 amino acids. Lineage: Eukaryota; Metazoa; Arthropoda; Insecta; Diptera; Muscidae. The transcript has 14 exons. Gene Ontology annotation, molecular function: RNA polymerase II cis-regulatory region sequence-specific DNA binding; DNA-binding transcription activator activity, RNA polymerase II-specific. Gene Ontology annotation, biological process: animal organ morphogenesis; positive regulation of cell population proliferation; embryonic pattern specification.